AUGCCUCGCACACGGAGGUCAAAUCGCCAAUCAGGCCCCCGGACCAAAUACACUAAUGAUCCCUUCGAGAUCGCCGGGGUCAGUGACGAGUCCAACGCAGAAGACGCCAACCCCUCUCGAGUCAAGGGCAAGCGCGUAGCCACCUCACCGCCGCAAGAUUCGUCGUCUGAUGAAGAGUUCAAAGAUGACGGCAAUGGCCGGGAAGAGAACUCAGAUGAAAAUGAGGACGACGACGAUGAGGAGAUGAUUCCAGACGAAGAAGAUGACGAGGAUGAUGCCAGCGGCUCCGAUGGAGAUGCCAUGUCGAUUGACGGCGAAGACGCCCGUGCUGGUCCUGGCAAAAAGAACCAGAAGAAACCCCUUGCGGCUCAGCCAACCCGCCCCAAACAGCGGAAUCGGGGUCCCGCGAUGCCCGCUCCAGGAGAGACGCAUUCGCGGGGAGUCUGGAAUCCUUCCGAGCACGUGGGUAAAGUGGAGCAUCUUCGAGUGACGUACGGCACGGACGAGAGGGAUCUCUUAAAUGUCGUGCAUGCGCGAGACCAGUGGUCUGGGGGCGCGGACUCGACCGUUCCCACUCGCUCCUCUUUGAAUCGCGCUCAGAAAGCGUCCGGGUACAAGUAUGGACUGACCUUUGGGGCUGAGCCGGAGGAUAUGAAGAGGGAGAGAACUCGGGGCUGGGACUGGUAUUAUGCCGAUGAUAUCGGGGAGAGGUUUAGAAAGCGACAGCGCAUUGCGAAGACCUCCGAGGACGAGGCGCGGGGAGUUUAUAUGCCUCUUCCAAAGGAGCAGGACCACACGAUUCUCAUUGGACCUGUCGAUGGUGAUCAGAGUCGGUUUCAGUUGGCACAACACGAAUCGCUCAACUUUGGGGAUGCGUGGGAUGAGGGCAAAAGUUCCGCGCGUCCCAAGAAAAAGAAAAGACAGGGCUGGAUUAUCAAUCUGGGACAGAGGAUUAAGAACAUGGCUUGGGCGCCCAACCAGCCGGGCCUGACGCAGUAUCUGACCGUGGCUGCUCCAAUCCGAGAGGAACAAAAGAAAGCGUAUGGCGAUCCGUCGAAAUCCAGUGCGCCUGCAUUCACCCCCUCGCCUCCCUAUCCGUGUGCUUUGCAGCUUUGGAUGUUCAAGGCUGCGAAAGAGGAGAGCUUCACAAAAACAUUAGAUAUGACAUUUAAGCCAAGAUUACGGCUAGCCCUAUGUACCGAUUGGGGGGAUCUGAAAAGGAUGGCCUGGUGCCCCAUGGCUCGAGACCCACGGGAUGAAGACGAGGAAGAUGACUUGAGGAACGUCGGACUUUUGGCGGGUAUAUGGGGAGACGGGUACCUUCGAGUUAUUGACGUCAAAUUGAGUCGGAAUCCAACUAAGACGGAAUUCCUCAAGGUGCAAUCCCCCGUAUUCGAAGCCAAGGCUCCUUCGACUGUGGGCACCGCUUUAACAUGGCUCUCACCCAGCGACAUCGCCGUUGGCUGUGCCAAUGGCUUCGUGGCUGCCUGGAGUAUAGCGCCUAUUCAAGCAUCUCAAGCACCCCCAAACCCCCUUCCUUUCUUCUACCAACCAAUUCAUUCGACCUAUAUUCUCACGAUAGCAUCGAGCUACCCAACAAACCCCCACUUACUAGCUACUACGUCCAUGGACGGUGAGACGCGUCUAUGGUCGCUCAUCGACCAUAACAAGAACAUGGUUGAAACAAACCGCAUGAGAGUCGGAUCGGCCCACCUAUCAUACUCGCCCAUGCUGCAGGCAUUCGUCUCCGGCGAUGAAAACGAUUUUGCCCGGCUAUUGGCGGUGCGUCGCUUCUUCACCACAAGCGCCAUAGCCAGGCUUCAAAGCACCAUUACUGCCCUGGCACCCUGCAGCUCCUGGCAUCCAAGCACCCUCUACGGGAGUGCUGGCGGUUCCGUGGUUGCGACCAACCCUUUGAAGCGAGUUUUACAUCCCAAGGAGAAACAAUUGCAACAGACCUGGUUCACGCACGAAUGGGUGCGAGGCACCGAGGCCGACAGUCCCGGAACCAGUCGCUUCUUCGACGGAUUCCUCGCCGAAUCCGCCAGCUUGCUGCGCAACAUGUCUGGGGAUCGUAAGAUGAUGGACGGAACCAUGAUCAUUACGCUCUACGACGAAGAAACGCACGUUACGUCGAUUUCGUGGAACCCCAACCAGGCGUGUGCGGGAUGGGCCACUGCCGCCGUCGGUUGCGGUCUGAUUCGGAUCGAAGACUUAGCUAUGUAA
Messenger RNA from Aspergillus affinis, 2226 nucleotides. RefSeq names its product transcription factor TFIIIC subunit TFC6. Lineage: Eukaryota; Fungi; Ascomycota; Eurotiomycetes; Eurotiales; Aspergillaceae. The record is from RefSeq and is a predicted model, not a curated record. Gene Ontology annotation, cellular component: transcription factor TFIIIC complex. Gene Ontology annotation, molecular function: protein binding. The coding region runs from base 1 to 2226 and encodes 741 amino acids. Gene Ontology annotation, biological process: transcription by RNA polymerase III. The transcript has 2 exons.